Molecule: messenger RNA, 2968 nt
Organism: Oncorhynchus kisutch (coho salmon)
Lineage: Eukaryota; Metazoa; Chordata; Actinopteri; Salmoniformes; Salmonidae
Product: myb-related transcription factor, partner of profilin
Exons: 5
Coding region: 353-2380 (675 amino acids)
Cellular component (GO): nucleus
Source: RefSeq, a predicted model, not a curated record
AAGACAGAAGAAGACAUAUGAGGAAGUUUUGCCGCGUUUCUUUGUUUUGGAUCUUCAUGCCCAGUUUUUUUUGACGUUUCGAUACUUCAGAAACCGUUUAUUUCGCUUACGAAUAAUGAGCUUAAUGCAAUUUUAUGAUUCUGUUUUGAUUGAACGCAUAUGAGCUAAUUUAGUAUACAGCGUCUCUGUCGACUAGCUAAUGUAGCUAGUUAACGUUAGUUAGCAACACAGGAGCCUUGAUGUCAGUCGCUCAUAUCAUGGAUAGUGAAAACAAACCCUGCCUGCUGCUCUCCAUUACCGCGCCUAAAUCUGAGGGUCCUGAUUGUAACAGAGUGAACAGCAGGCUCCAGAGAUGGCAUCAGUGAAGCAGGAAGACUGCAGUCAAACACUGGGGCUGAAUGUCAACAUUAAAGAUGAAGUAAAGGAGGAAGAGAUUGAAACAUUUGUGUAUCAUGGGCCGGCUGGAGAGUUCCAAGAAAACACAGAAGAACACAAAGUCUUACUACUCAAAGAUAAAGGGAAAAGAAAACCGAAAGGAAUGGAGAAGGAAACUGAAAAAAAGAGGCACCGAUUCACCCCUGGAGAUGAGGAUCUUAUUAUUUCAGGGGUACUUGGGCACUGGGAGGACCUCUUCGGUGCCCAGGCCCACAUUCGCCCCCGGGGGUCAAAGACGGCAACCUGGAACACCAUCGCUGGGACCUUGACCUCGGCUGUGGCGAGAUGUGGUGACGAUGUCCGGAAGAAGUACAAUCUCAUAAGGAGCCAAAUCAAGCAAAAGGUUUCUUCUAUCCGGACAUUGUCCACCCAGACUGGUGGGGGGCCCAACACCGUGCCGGCGCUGACCGACCUGGAGCAGCAACUUUUCUCCCGAAUGGCAGAGACCGAAGCUGGUGUAGGGCCUGUUCAUUUGGGAUUUGGUCUCUCUCAGGGAGAAAUCUCCAGCUCUGGUCCCCCACCAACAGCAGAGGGAACUGUGGAGUCAGCUUUACCCUCUGUCACCAUGGAGGAGCUACCCUCCACCUCACCAUCAACACCUUGGCCAGCACCAACAGUGCCACCCCAACCCAUCACCUCCCGUCCUGCACCAGCUCACUCUGGCUCUGCUCCCCAACCCAUCACCUCCCGUCCUGCACCAGCUCACUCAAUCCACUCUCAAUCAAUGAAUCAAAUUUAUUUUAUAAAGCCCUUUUUACAUCAACAGUUGUCACAAAGUGCUUUACAGAUACCCAGCCUAAAAUCUCAAAUAGCAAGCAAUGCAGAUGCACUCUCUGGCAUUGCUCCCCAACCCAUCACCUCCUGUCCUGCUCCAGCUCAUUCCAUCCACUCUGGCUUUGCUCCCCAACCCAUCACCUCCUGUCCUGCACCCGCUCACUCCAUCCACUCUGGCUUUGCUCCCCAACCCAUCACCUCCUGUCCUGCACCAGCUCACUCCAUCCACUCUGGCUUUGCUCCCCAACCCAUCACCUCCUGUCCUGCACCAGCUCACUCCAUCCACUCUGGCUUUGCUCCCCAACCCAUCACCUCCUGUCCUGCACCAGCUCACUCCAUCCACUCUGGCUUUGCUCCCCAACCCAUCACCUCCUGUCCUGCACCAGCUCAUUCCAUCCACUCUGGCUUUGCUCCCCAACCCAUCACCUCCUGUCCUGCACCAGCUCAUUCCAUCCACUCUGACUCUACACCCCAACCCAUCACAUCUGGCUGGACACCACAGGGCCCCCAAGCCAAUCUGCUCCAACAAAUCCUGGACACACAAACGCAACAAAUCCAUGUUACACAGACCGCCCAGCACAUCCACCAAGCUCUUUAUGAUUUAUUAGAAAAAGCACAUGAAACACAGAAGGCACACCUGGAUGUGGAGAAGAACCGGCUCCAGCUGGAUAGAGAGCGCUUGAGGGUGGAGACAGAGCGCCUGCAGGUGGAGAGGGAGCGCCUCAAGAUGGAUAAGGAUCGCCUGGGGGAAGGGAAGGCGCUUCGGCAGCUCUCUGGGUCAGUCGCCCUAGAACACCAGACGCCUGUGAGUUCAAGAACUGUCAGUGCCUCCCCCACCAUUCCUCUGGGAACACCAUCAGCCUCCAUGUCCAGUCCCCUCACAUUAAUAUCACCUACUGCACCACACUUUGAUUUCUUAUUUUCCCCAUUACCGGUAAUCACAACCCAGUCCACCCAGCCAUCACAAACCAGCCCUGCCCCAACCUCCCCUACCUUAAAAAUUCCUGCCCCAACCUCUCCUACCUUAACCAGCUCUGCCCCAACCUCCCCUACCUUAACCGUUUCUGCCCACUCUCUCAUCCCUCCAAUCUCCGGAUCUGUUAAACGGCGAGUUCAGGAGACAGUCCGGCCUUGGCCUGCACCCACUGCUAAGAAUACAAAACAUCAAUAAACAAAUAAUGUAAUAAAAUACAAGUUUAUUUUCUUACAGCCUCUUCACGCUUACUACACAUUACUCGCAUGUAAUCGUGCGUACUUGCUACGUAGAGUGGAAGGAUGAUAGGUCCUCCGGAAGUUUAGUUUUCUUCCAGUUCUGUGUAACUGUUCUGUUAGCACGUAGUGAGUCACUCAGUCAUGGAGCAGGAGAGGAGGAUCGGGCUGCCCGGGAGGAAAGGGGACAGUUGGAGUCGAAGGAAGGGAGGAGAGUAGUGUUGAAAAGGCAGUCAAGAGACAGAAGGGAGGAUUUAACAGAAGGAAGAGGAUGGGAUAGAAGAGUAGUGGGAGAGAGCGAAGAUUGCAUCGGUGGUCUCAUUGUGUGAGCUUGGGUGACCUAACACUUCGUGCCUGAGCUGAACAGUCAGAGCGGGUCUCACUGACUUUGAAUGUGAAAUUGCGCCAGCUCAUCCAACCAGAAAAGCGGGCUGUUCUAUCUUGGUAGGGGGUCUGGCCGCUGCCCACUGGUCAGCCAAAUACUCAAUAUAAAUGAUUGACAACAGAACAAUUGUGCAAAAAUUUUUAAAUAAAUACAGGCUCAUGGGCA